This is a messenger RNA of Caenorhabditis briggsae, 339 nucleotides long. The record is from RefSeq and is a predicted model, not a curated record. The transcript is spliced from 3 exons. The coding region runs from base 1 to 339 and encodes 112 amino acids. Lineage: Eukaryota; Metazoa; Nematoda; Chromadorea; Rhabditida; Rhabditidae.
AUGUUUAAUGGGUCAAAGGUAUUGAAUAGCAGCAGAGUUCCAAGGAGGUUGUUACAGUCGACAUGGAACCAUCUAUUUAAUGGAAAAGAUGAGGAUAAUAAUGAUGAUAAUGUGAAUAAAUCCAGAAGAAGCUCAGAAGUAUCGACGAGCUCUAUUGAAACUAAUGAAUUUGAAGAAGAUGAAACACAUCAAGUAAUGGAAGAAAUUGAAUGUGAAAGUGUUCAGGAUUUGAUGUGUGAAGAAGAUAUUUAUUUCUUUGUAGUUGUGAUUACUGUAGUCGUAGUUACAGUAGAAUUGGCCGUUCCUGUGUAUUUGCAGAGUCCAUUAUUAUUUUCAUGA